AUGGAGACAACGAGUUACACUCGCAGCAAAACCACCGAUUUUUUCUACAAGAUCAACUUCGUGAUCUACUUAUUCGGAAUGCCUAACUUCUGGAUAGAAGAUCUAAAGUUAUCCAAAACAUUUGUCAAAAUCUACGACAAGUUUUCAGCUUUCAGCAAUGGCUUGAUAUACAUAAUGAUACUUUCUGAGAUCGGGUCAUUCUUCACGCAAACCAAUUUAACUGAGAAGCAGAUGUCUAAUCUGUUGGUUUUCGCGAUCUCUCACCCGAUGCUUUGUUCAUUUAGUAUUAUGAUGUCGAGACUCAAGAAGAAAAUAAGGCUGGUGAUGUACAGUCUAGCUGUAAGCCUGAAGAGAGAGUACAAUGACCCCGAAGUGGAGAAGCACAUGAUAGCUCACUCCCUCACUUACGUGUCAGGCUUGUCUGUAAGCUACGUGAUGACGAUGAUCAUGUUUGCGGUAAACGCAUUCUGGGACAUGAUGCAAAACGGUAUAGUAUCCACCCACUCUUUUACUGUUUCAGUGAUAGUUUCUAUAACCACCAAAAUAAGUUCGUUUUGCUAUCCAUUUCUAGGCUCAACAUUCACCACUAUUGUGACUGCUUAUCCACUCGUUGACGACCGCUCUGGGCUGGCUGACGUAGCCAGAGCCUUUUUCUUCGUAACCUGGUGGAUCUUCGUCACUAGAUUUUUAGCGGUAUAUAUGCUAGUCAUACCUCUGACUACCAGCCUUGGCUAUCAGUUCAAGAACCUGCAAAGCUACUUUAGCAGCCUCGCUGAUAUAUUUGAUAGCAAAGAGUUGAGCCAAGCAGAGAAAGAAGAAAAAUAUGAGGCAGGUUUUAAAGUUGGAAUUAAAGUUCAUACGGAGACUUUGAGGUGUGUUAAGGAUACGCAAGAUGUGUGUCGAGGAGUGUUCAGCGGGCAGAUCAUCUUCAACAUCGUGUUAUUGAUCAUCUUGAUGGCGCGGAUGGUCACUUCGGAGCGAACGCUGGUGAACAUAUUCGGCACCGUGAUUACUAUCGGUGCUGUGCUGGUCAGCACCGGCCUCUACAUGUGGAACGCUGGUGACGUUACCGUCGAGGCUUCUCGUCUGCCGACUUCGAUAUAUUUCUCAGGCUGGUAUAAUUGCCGAGGGCAGUCUUUGGUGCGUCUGCGCAAUCUUAUUGUUAUAACUAUGGCUAGUGCCCAGCGACCAGUGGUGCUCAAAGGGCUUGGAUACAUAGACCUUUCGUAUCAGUCCUACAUAACGAUCGUGAAGUCGUCCUACUCCGUUUUCUCAGUGCUGUAUUAG
Molecule: messenger RNA, 1287 nt
Organism: Helicoverpa armigera (cotton bollworm)
Lineage: Eukaryota; Metazoa; Arthropoda; Insecta; Lepidoptera; Noctuidae
Exons: 6
Coding region: 1-1287 (428 amino acids)
Biological process (GO): sensory perception of smell; detection of chemical stimulus involved in sensory perception of smell
Cellular component (GO): plasma membrane
Molecular function (GO): odorant binding; olfactory receptor activity
Source: RefSeq, a predicted model, not a curated record